Molecule: messenger RNA, 1497 nt
Organism: Carassius gibelio (silver crucian carp)
Lineage: Eukaryota; Metazoa; Chordata; Actinopteri; Cypriniformes; Cyprinidae
Product: 5'-AMP-activated protein kinase subunit gamma-1-like
Exons: 12
Coding region: 368-1468 (366 amino acids)
Source: RefSeq, a predicted model, not a curated record
AUUAAAACCCGUUUAAUGGCUAAAUAUUUGAAGUAAUAUUUAAGAACAUUUUUAGCUGGCAGGUGUGGCAUAAAGUUAAUUUUGGAAUGAAUGGUCGCGCGCAUAUCACAAAAGUCACACGCUAUAUUUAGAAACAACCUGCGCGCGCUCCAACGCGUCUGCUCGCGCUGUCGGUCAGUGUCAAACAAUACACCUUUACACCACAUUUAACCGGACUCAUAGCCUAAAACAAGUGGUUUUCGCUUCACCACUGUGCCGUCCAUCGGACCUACAGUACUGCGUUUAGAGGGAGCAUAGUCGUGUCUUAAAUAACGAGCGACCUCAAUUGAUCAGCGAGCAUGCGCAGGAAGCGGGUGCACACGCACUAAUGGACACUGUCACGCAGGAGAAUUGUCAUGAGGACUAUUUCAUGAACAGAACAGACCCCGAUCCAAAUGCAGAAGCUUAUAUGAACUUUGUGAAGAAACACUGUUGUUAUGAUGCAAUUCCCACCAGCUGCAAACUGGUCAUUUUUGACACCACACUGCAGGUGAAGAAGGCCUUUUUUGCUUUGGUUGCAAAUGGCCUGAGAGCAGCCCCUCUCUGGGACAACAAACUGCAGAGAUUUGUGGGUAAGACUGAACUUGCUGAAUGUGUGCAUAUUAUUUUUAUCUAUGAAUUGUUCUCUUGUUUAUUUCAUUCCCUUGCCAUUUUCGCAGGUAUGCUGACAAUCACAGAUUUCAUCAAUAUUCUUCAUCGGUAUUACAGGUCACCUAUGGUUCAGAUCUAUGAACUGGAGGAGCACAAGAUUGAGACAUGGAGAGACGUGUAUCUGCAAUAUCAUGAUCAGUGUCUUAUCAGUAUCACACCAGAUGCGAGCCUUUUUGAUGCAGUCUACUCUUUACUGAAACACAAAAUCCACAGGCUGCCAGUCAUCGAUCCACAAUCUGGAAAUGUCCUUCACAUACUGACCCAUAAGAGAAUCCUCAAGUUCCUUCAUAUAUUUGGAGCUGCAGUGCCCAAGCCACGCUUCUUGAAGAUGCAAAUUAAAGAUGCAGGAAUAGGAACUUUCACAGAUGUGGCGACUGUCUCACAGACAGCCUCUGUGUACGAUGCACUUUCGGUGUUUGUUGAGCGACGUGUGUCCGCUCUCCCAGUGGUGGAUGACAAUGGCAAGGUGGUUGCCCUGUAUUCCAGAUUUGACGUGAUUAAUCUUGCAGCACAGAAAACCUACAACAACCUUAGCAUGAGCAUGCAGGAGGCCAUGCGGAGGAGAUGCUGUUCUGUGGAAGGAGUCAUUAAAUGUUACCCUGAUGAGACUUUGGAAACUGCUAUUGACAGAAUAGUCAAGGCCGAGGUCCAUAGGCUGGUGCUUGUGGACAGAGAUGACGUGGUCCGAGGAAUAAUCUCUCUCUCAGACCUGCUGCAGGCCUUCGUUUUAUCUCCAGCAGGCACAUUUCAAGACACUCAAGGACCCCGUACAAUAUAAUACAAAACAAUAAAAAUACAAAAUACUCU